GCGAAGAUACAUAGCGGCUAGCUAGUUUAGCAUUUCGGAUGCAAGAACGGGGAGAAGAUAGGCGGGUAUCCACGAUGGGGCGCCACUGUAAUUCAGCGGCGUAGUUUUGGCGGACCAACGGCAAACGGGAACACCGGACCAUCGUUAAAGAAUUAUCUGCUCACGGAACGGGACAAAAAGAUAUGCAGCCAUGAAGAGGGUCCGGACUGAGCAGAUCCAGUACGCUGUGACCCAGUACCUGAAGAGGCGGCAGUAUGUGGACACCGACGGCUCUUUGAAAGGAGCCAAACUGUCUCAGUCUCCAGAGGAGAUGGCUGCCAGCCUGACAGCAGUGAAAACAGAGUCUGGCUGUGGGAACGUGGUCUCUGCAGCUCCCUGCCAGUCUGACCCACAGCAGUAUGAGGCGCAGUUCUCUAGGCUGCACUCCUUUCUAUCAGAAACAGAAAUAUCUUGGGCUCGGGAGGUGAGCGGCAUCCUCUAUCCGCUCUUUGUUUACCUCCACUUGGAUAUGGUGCGGUGUGGCCUGAAGGGGGCGGUAGACGGGUUUUACACUCGAUUCCAUGAAGCCUUUCUUCAGGACGGCGAGCAGCGCGCCGUCAUCGAGCAGCUCCGCCAUGUUCUCACUGCUCAGGACGUUGCAGCCAACCCCAAACUCCGAGCUUUCCUGGAGCACAAGUAUACUGUUCACCUGACAGAGCCGGCCUACAACUACCUGCUGCGCUACCUGCAGAGCGAGGACAACAGCGCCCUCUGCAGGGUGUUUAGCACACACCUGCAGGUGGAUGUGGCAGCAUUGAGACGCACAGACUAUCAGCUUUAUGGAGCAGCUGGGGGCUCAGCUACGGCGCCAAACUCCACCACAUCGUGGGCGGGGGUGGAUGGAGGAGAGGCUGCAGACGGGGUGGAGGUCCCUGUGGGGAUCCCACAGAGCGAAGCGGCCUUGGAGGCUCUGCAGGACUGCAUCAAGAAAGUCCGCGAAGGCCCGCCCACUCUCACCACCAUCUGUUUCUACGCCUUCCACCACACGGAGCAGAUGCUGAACACAGCAGAGGUGUCGCCGGACAGCCGGCUGCUGUCCGCGGGCUUUGAUCACUCCGCCGUCAAACUGUGGAGCCUCAGAGCGAGGAAGCUGAAGGCCACGCCGCAUCAGGUGGACGUGUCGCGCAUCCACCUGGCAUGUGACGUGCUGGAGGAGGACAGGGAUGACGAAAACGGCUGUGGAAGUGAGAUAAAGACGCUGAGGGGUCACAGCGGUCCAGUGUACCGGACCGCCUUCCUGACCGACAGCUCCGGCCUGCUCUCGUGCUCCGAGGACACCACCAUCCGAUACUGGGACCUGGGCAGCUUCACCAACACCGUACUGUACCAGGGCCACGCCUACCCGGUGUGGGACGUGGACGUGAGCCCCUGCAGCCUUUACUUUGGCAGCUGCUCUCAGGACCGCACCGCACGCCUGUGGACGUUUUCUCGCACGUACCCUCUGCGGAUCUACGCCGGGCACCUCUCUGACGUGGACUGCAUUAAAUUCCACCCAAACUCCAACUACCUGGCCACGGGCUCCACGGACAAGACGGUCCGGCUGUGGAGCACCCAGCAGGGGGCGUCCGUGCGCCUGUUCACCGGCCACCGCGGCCCUGUGCUGUCGCUGGCGUUCUCCCCCAAUGGGAAGUACCUGGCGUCCGCCGGCGAAGACCAGCGCGUGAAGCUGUGGGACUUGGCGUCGGGGACUCUGUUCAAAGACCUGCGCGGACACACGGACAGCGUCACCAGCCUGUCCUUCAGCCCGGACAGCAGCCUGGUGGCUUCCUCCUCCAUGGACAACUCCGUCCGGGUGUGGGACAUCCGCAGCUCGCACAGCGGGACGCCGGCCGACGGCUCCUCCAGCGAACUGGUGGGGCUCUACAGCGGAAACACCAACAACGUGCUCAACAACCAGUUCAUGGCCUGCAACCUCCUGCUGGUGACCGGAACGGCUCAGGAGAAGACGGAGCAGUGAGGCGGACUGAACCAGUUACACUCAGUUUGGGUUAGGAAUCCAUUUAUUUGUUCUUCCCUCCAGGAAACAGAUGGAAAGUGUUUAGUUUAAUAGUUUAGAGUCUCACUUUUCAGAAGUUUUCUCCAUUUCACCCGUUUAGCUGUGAUCUGACCAAAACAUUUCUGAUUUAUAAAAAUCCUUCAUUUGCUUUUCCUACUGUUGAUGAAGAAGUUUCUCUUUUGGUAAAUGUUUCUAUUUUUAUGUAAAAAAACACAAACAGUACAACAAUCAGUAUCCCAAGAACGUUUCUCCUGAUCCGAGAAAAUUCAGAGAAUCAGUUGAGAAAAAAUUCUGCUCGUUAAAAUUGACUUUGGAAAGAACAUGUUGGGUUUUCUCAAACUUUUGGAUGUUUAUGGUCCGUAGCAGCAGGCACUGCAGGGACCAUAGUUUGCUUUAUUUUGACAGUAACCAAAAACAGUGUUAAACGUUUCACAAUAAAAGCCCCAACAAUUAAAGCUUAACUGAAACAAUAAAAAUAUGACACUCAUAUUAUUCUAUAUUUAAAAAUAUGCCAAUUUAUCCUCACAAAAACUGUUUUUGGCCAAUUAAGUUAACUGUGGAACGCUGUAAAGAGAAGUUACAUAGCACAAAACUAGAUGCAUAAAAAUAAAAGUUUACAACUUUUUGAUUAAAUUCAAUUAGUCUGGUUGAGCAGAAGCUUAUAAGAUCAGCAGAGACGAUGGAGGCUGGUCAUAAGUUCACAAUCAUCGUUCAUUCGUUGUCCAAACAAUUAUUCCAGUUUUCAUUGAUGUUCUGCAUUUUUUUUCUCUGUUUCCACCUGGACUUGACUAUCAUUUUAUUGUCUGAAGAGUGUAUAUUAAUAACAGGAUGACUCCUUUCAUUUAGUUGCUCAAACAACUUCAAACUUCUCAUUAGAAACAGUCUGUCGGUUUCAGGUUUGUUAGAUCUGUGUAAAAAUGAAAAAGUGUAAAUAAGCCUCGUUUGGAUUAUUUUUGUCUACAAAAUAUGAUUCAUAAGAGCUGAAAAAUUAUAAAGUUCAACAAUAAUUUGA
Molecule: messenger RNA, 3047 nt
Organism: Oryzias latipes (Japanese medaka)
Lineage: Eukaryota; Metazoa; Chordata; Actinopteri; Beloniformes; Adrianichthyidae
Gene: taf5l
Product: TAF5-like RNA polymerase II, p300/CBP-associated factor (PCAF)-associated factor
Biological process (GO): regulation of DNA-templated transcription
Cellular component (GO): nuclear protein-containing complex; histone acetyltransferase complex
Molecular function (GO): RNA polymerase II general transcription initiation factor activity; transcription coactivator activity; protein binding
Source: RefSeq, a predicted model, not a curated record